GUUAAAAGUUGAAACAUAUUCUUCAGAACCAUCGUACAUGACAAAUUUUUAGACAACAUCCGGGCUACUAAGCCUGGUAUAUGUGUCAUGCUAACUGCCUUUCUAGUUGCUUAUUCUAUUUCUACCAUCAAAAAGAAAAUAAAAGAAAAGAAAAAGUCCACCUUCUUCACAAUCUAUCGAAACGUCAUCUAAAGUGUACCAAAAUAGGAAACCACAUAUAGUAAACGAACAGAUUAGGAGUGUUUUAAGACAGUGCUAAUCGAUUUGACCCUGAAAGGUGUGUCGUUUUGCCCUGGAAAGACAGACAGAGGAAGGGCACACACAAGAGUUCGUCUUGGCUGUUGUUGAGCAGUUUACAAAAAGUAUAGGUUAGAUGCGUAUAACAAUUACAUCCCACAUAAAUAAUCAUAUAGUUAUUUAGUUUAGCCAUAUAACUUUAUAUAUAACAAUGUCAUGCUGGGGAAUGUUUAUACGGAGACAAUACCAGUUCUCCUCGAUGUUAAAAUUGCAUCAACUCAACAUCCAACCAAUGUUUCAUCAGAGAGGUUUCCGUAAAACGACUGCUGUUAAGACAUAUGAUGUGAGAAAAGUGGAGUUGACGCCUCUGGAGCAGAGGAAACUCACGUUUGACUCUCAUGCGCUCGUGAAAGAGCUGGAAACCAGCGGCUUUGAAAAGAGGCAGGCAGAAGUGAUUGUCACAGCACUGGUGACUCUUACUACAGCCAAUAUGGACAUCGUAUACAGAGACAUGGUCACUGGAGCCCAUCAGGAAAUAGCUCUACAACAAAUCAUGGCUCAUCUAGAUGCUAUCAGGAAAGACAUGGUUAUCUUGGAGAAGAGUGAAUUUGCCAAUUUACGCUCUGAAAAUGCAAAAAUGAAAGCAGAGCUGGAGCACAUAAAGAACAGACUACUGGAAGAAAGCCAAAAAAUCAGAGCAGAUGCAAAGUUAGACAUUAAUUUGGAGCGAAGUAGAGUUACAGACAUGUUUACAGAACAAGAGAAGAAACUUAUGGAAGUUAGAACAGAGUUCCAAAAAAUGAAUGCAGAUAUAGAAAGUGAAGCCAUAGAAACCUCAAAGAAAAUAGACAUACAAGUUGCCUCUUUGAAAACCCUCCUGGAAUCACUCAAGCUAGAGACGAUUAGAUAUCUUGCAGCAUGCAUCUUCACCUGCUUGGCAAUUGCUUUGGGAUUCUAUCGCUUCUGGAAAUGAAUCUCACAAAACAGUAGAGAAUUAAUGUCUGGAGUUUUUAUCUUUAAAGUUCUGUCUUUUGUUUUAAUGAUACAGGUGUAUAUAUAUUUUAUUAUAUUUUUACAUUUCAAUAUUACGUUUUUUUAUGUGAGCAAAUGUGUUCUUUAAGUUUCUUUAGAUCUGAGGGGCCUAAAUGUUUAACUACGAAGGGCCAAAAAUCAAACUUGUUUGAGGUCCGUGGCUCGAAAAGUAAAUGUUGCAUUAUGUCCAAAUAUAUUAUAUUAAAAUAAAAAAAAUGCC
Molecule: messenger RNA, 1489 nt
Organism: Sinocyclocheilus anshuiensis
Lineage: Eukaryota; Metazoa; Chordata; Actinopteri; Cypriniformes; Cyprinidae
Product: coiled-coil domain-containing protein 90B, mitochondrial-like
Exons: 9
Coding region: 449-1210 (253 amino acids)
Cellular component (GO): mitochondrion
Source: RefSeq, a predicted model, not a curated record